GUUCUCGUGUCGUGACCCUCUCGUCCACCCCUGUGCCUGCGGUGGCGUAACACGUCAUUGUGAUGUCAUUCCUUACCCUGUGACGUAACCCAGAGGCGUGACUGUUGGGGACCGCUGGGCUGCGGGGCCUCAGGCCUCCUUGGGCCCGUUACACUCGCGGAAUGGCCGCACCCGAUCGGGGAAAGCCCUCUUCGCCCCGGGUGGAGACCGCCCGCUACCAGGAGACGUCGACGGUCCGCGUGGAGACCUCGUCCCACCGCGUGGAGACCUCCUCGCGGCAGGUGCGGACGUCUUCCCGGCAGGUGGAGACCUCCCUGCGCCACAGCGAGCGGCCCUCCCCCUCCUCCGCCUCCCCUGGGAAGCGGCUCCCGCGCCUCCUCGAGGUGUCCUCCCAGCACGUGGAGACCUCCUCGCAGCGCACGGAAACGUCCUCCCGCCACGUCAGGGCCUCGUCCCUGCGAGUGGAGACGUCUCUGCACCGCGUGGAGAGCCCGCUCCGGCGGGACAGGCCGGCCGCCCGCCAGAAUGUAAAAAUGGCCCCAUGAAACACUUCCCAGAGGCCACGAAAGGGCCGUGGCCCGUAGCCAGGACAGAAUUGCCUCCAGUGUGCAGCCAGC
This is a messenger RNA of Ceratotherium simum simum (southern white rhinoceros), 617 nucleotides long. RefSeq names its product chromosome 16 C17orf100 homolog (gene C16H17orf100). The record is from RefSeq and is a predicted model, not a curated record. Lineage: Eukaryota; Metazoa; Chordata; Mammalia; Perissodactyla; Rhinocerotidae.